UGGUGUUGUAGCACAGUAGCAGUGAAAAAGCCAUUAUUUAUUUAUUCAGGUUUCUCAAUUCCUCUUGCCUUUGCUUAUCCCUUCCCACCCCAAUCCUACAUUAACAAAAGCCUCAGAUGUUGUCUCUUGUAUAACUCCCAAAACAUCUCUCUCCUUUUCAUUCUCUCUCAAAAAUCUUCUCUUUUUCUCUCUUUUGUCUCUUUCUCUGUUAAAAGAAAAGAACCAUUAUUUCCCACACACAGACACCUCGACUGUAACAAAAAUGCCUGCUGAUUCCGGCGACAGGCGUCCGGUUCGAGUCCCAGGAACCAUGGGUUCGCACCCACCACCCAAGCUGACUGAGCCACUUCCAUGCCCGAGGUGUGACUCGACCAGCACCAAGUUCUGCUACUACAACAACUACAACCUCUCUCAGCCUCGCUACUUCUGCAAGUCAUGCCGCCGUUACUGGACUCAAGGUGGAACUCUUCGAAACGUUCCUGUUGGUGGUGGGACCCGCAAGGCCUCCAAGCGCUCUCGAUGUUCUUCCGGGUCUUCUCCUUCCGUUGCAACUUCUUCUUCGUCAUCGAGCGUUACGCAUGAGGCUGAGUCUAUGCCUAUGGCUGCUGCCAACCCUGUCUCGGUUAUGCCUGGACCUGGAGUUAAACCUGAAAUGGGUUUGGCUGACGUGAAUUUGAAUGAGAGUGUGGAUCUUCCUGUGAAUGGAAGCUUCACUUCAUUCUUGAGCUCUCAGGGAGAAGGGUACUUAUCACUUGGUGGAUACGGGUUUGGAGCUGGUUCAGGGUUUGAUGGGGUCUGGGGAUAUCCUGGAAAUGGUUAUCUUGGUGGUUUUAGUGGUGGGGGCAGUGGUGGACCUGGUGGUGUUAUAGGCGGAACUACUGGGUGCAAUCAAUGGCAAACAACGAGCGAUGUUGAAGGUGGCGGAGGGUUAGCUGAUGGGGAUUGCUUUGGUUGGCCAGGUCUUGCAAUUUCUGCACCAGGGAAAGGUUUGAAGUGAAAAGGAUUCUGCCAUUUCGAGAAAAAAAGGUUUCGUCUUUUACUGUUUUAUGGAUUUUUGCCUCUUGGGUAGUGUCUGGGGAGUUUGCUGGUUAGUGGUGUUGUCCGUUUUAUUUUUUUUAAGUUCCUAGUUGUCUUUUCCUUUGGUGGGUAUAGAGAGAAAAGAUUAUAGUAGAAUAGAAGAUGACUGUUGAUCAAUGUGUCAUCUCUUGGGUAGUGGGUUUCCAUGUUCUUAGAGUUUUGUUUUUUGAAUGACUCUGUAAAUCUCUGGUGUCUUGAAUACUUUUGCACUGGGAAAGAAAUGAAUGAAAAACGACAGUUUUUGCAGCUCAAGUUCUACACUGCUGAAAAAUCCGAAUGCUAGCAUUUAUUUUUUUCUCUGUUUUCCUGUCUUUGGAAAUGGUGAUUUCCCAUUGCAAGCAGAACACUCUGAGUGACACGUAUGUUAUUGGAGUUUCGAUUUUCGAAGAAUGUCUGCAGGCUUCAGUUACCAACUACUCAACCAAUAGUUAUAAUCACUCAAAAGAGGAUGUUUGGUUUCGAAUGGCAUAUGAGCUGAUCUAGCAAAAACUUUCCAAGCUAUCUUCUUUGGCUCCAUUAGAGCUUCUACCCCACGAGCUUCCUUCUCAAAUUAAUCAGCAGUGCCGAUUCUGCCACUCUCAAUAAAAAUCAAUCUGGUUUGAGUAUUUGACUCCUCUUUCCAUGCCUCCAAUUCCAAAUAUGGUAGAUUAAUCAAAGAAUGGUAUAAAAUUUGAGCCUGCAAAUCACGAAUUCAACAGAAGGACAAGAAGGCAGCAGGUGGACCAGGAAUGCCAUGGAAUGUAGAAUGCUACCUAGAGAGAAAAAAUAUGUUCACCUCUUGGUCUAGUUUUGACAAAAAAAAA
Molecule: messenger RNA, 1880 nt
Organism: Theobroma umbraticum
Lineage: Eukaryota; Viridiplantae; Streptophyta; Magnoliopsida; Malvales; Malvaceae
Product: Dof-type zinc finger DNA-binding family protein
Biological process (GO): regulation of DNA-templated transcription
Molecular function (GO): DNA-binding transcription factor activity; DNA binding
Source: RefSeq, a predicted model, not a curated record